Homarus americanus (American lobster) is the source of this 1005-nucleotide messenger RNA. RefSeq lists its product as uncharacterized. Gene Ontology annotation, molecular function: protein binding. The record is from RefSeq and is a predicted model, not a curated record. NCBI's taxonomy places the organism in Eukaryota, Metazoa, Arthropoda, Malacostraca, Decapoda, Nephropidae. The transcript has 4 exons. The coding region runs from base 1 to 1005 and encodes 334 amino acids.
AUGUACAGAGUGUUCCUAAGUUCAGGCUACACCAUGGAUAAAAUAGAUAACGAUAUAGGUUUUUCAUACACGAGAGAAGAAAUCAAUAGACAAUCUCUAGAAACACGUAAACAAUCUCUAGAACCCAGUAAACAAUCUCUAGCAAGCAGUAAACAAUCUCUAGAAAUCAAUAAACAAUAUCUAGACACAAAAACAAGUAAACAAUCUCUAGAACCCAGUAAACAAUCUCUAGAAAUCAAUAAACAAUCUUUAGAAAUCAAUAGACAAUCUCUAGAAACAAGUAAACAAUCUCUAGAACCCAGUAAACAAUCUCUAGAAAGCAGUAAACAAUCUCUAGAAAUCAAUGAACAAUCUCUAGAAAUCAGUAAACAAUCUCUAGAAAUCAGUAAACAAUCUCUAGAAAUUAGUAAACAAUCACUAGCAUUCGAUAAACAAUCUCUAGAAAUCAGUAAACAAUCACUAGAAAUCAAUAAACAAUCUCUAGAAAUCAGUAAACAAUCUCUAGAAAUCAAUAAACAAUCUCUAGAAAUGAGUAAACAAUCUCUAGAAAUCAAUAGACAGUCUCUAGAAACAAGUAAACAAUCUCUAGAAACAAGUAAACAAUCUCUAGAAACAAGUAAACGAUCUCUAGAAAUCAAUAAACAAUCGCUAGAAACAACAGCAGGCCCCGUGACACACCUGGGGGUCACCUACAGCAGCAGGCCCCGUGACACUCCUGGACCACCUACAGCAGCAGGCCCCGUGAUACACCUGGGGGUCACCUACAGCAGCAGGCCCCGUGACACUCCUGGACCACCUACAGCAGCAGGCCCCGUGAUACACCUGGGGGUCACCUACAGCAGCAGGCCCCGUGAAUCACCUGCAGCCAGCAGCAGAUUUCCUGUACCACCUACAGCAGCACGUGAUACACCUGGGGGUCACCUGCAGCAGCAGGCCCACACCCUGGACACCUGGGGGCAGCAGGCCCCAUGGCACCCUGGACCACCACAGCAGCAGACCCCGUGA